AUGACAUCCCGAUUGGAUAGACUUCUUCUUCUCCUCGAUACGGGCUCAUCGCUGUCCGUGAGGAACACAGCAGCGAAGCAGCUCGCUCAGUUAGCUGCCAAGAGCGUAAUCAGUGACCUCCCCGUAGAAGACGAUAUCAAGUCAUCCAGCCGGCUGCACACCACUGUCGGUGACAGUUCAGCAUGGUCGGAACUCCUGGCCGUAGUAGCACGAAUACUACCGUAUCUGCGUUCGAAGAGCCACGAUACCAGGACGGCUGCUUCAAACGCACUUUCGCAAAUAUUUUCCUUGGUACCUGUAUGGCGACCACAGGACGAAGAUGUAAAACCUCCACCAGAUCUUCCAGCCGACCCUCCAGAAUUUCCUACCUUUUCGGUACAAGAACUAAUGCAAAAGGGUGCCUUACUCCUGGCAUCAUCUGGCAAAGAGUUUGCAAAGCCCUUCAAGCUAUUGUCCAACCCAGCUGAGGUACAACGCGCACGCAGAGAAGCAAUGGGCAGGCUUGGUUUAGAUUUCCUUGAUAGUGUGGGUGCUGCAGACGACAUGGACCUAGACAAGGAGCUCGCGGCCGACGCAGAGUCGGAAACUGAGCCCUCUCCUCCCGCUAGGUCUCAUUCAAAUUCUCCUGCCGUGCCUUCACCCAUAACACCUUCAACACCAGCGAAUGGCAGCGAUCUGGAAGGUCUUUCCGCUCGAGAGCGCAACCGGUUGAAGCGCAAGCGUAAAGCUGGGAAUUCUGCUUUUGUAACAGCUCCGCCGCCUACGAACGUCGGAACACGUUAUACCACCGCUCCCGCAGGGUCUUCUAGCAAGUAUGGAGGUUUACCUUUUAACUUUUGUUUGAUUAAGUCUGGUUUCCUAAUCCAGCGACUAAAGGUUCCGCGCCAGACACAGUUAGUCAUUGACCCUUCCAAGGGCGGUGCGGUGUCGCCGAAAUCAGCGCAGCAAUCCCAUGCACUGGAGGUAGCAUCGGGUUGUUGGGUGUGGGGUGGGAUCGUUUCCGUUCUAGAAAUAGAUAUUUUUUCACCUGCAUGGGAGACUCGGCACGGCGCUGCCAUGGCGCUCCGUGAGCUUCUGAAAACCCAAGGGACAUCUGGGGGGAUGAAAGAUCAUGUUUCCGUGGAAGAGAAUGCGCGAGCUCACGAAGAAUGGUGCAACCACCUUGCUGCCAAGCUGCUCUGCGUCUUUGUUCUGGACCGCUUCGGCGAUUUCGUCUCGGAUCAGGCAUGUGUCUCAUCUCUUCUUAGCAGAUUGUGUCUGAAUGGAGUUCAGGUAGUUGCCCCUGUCCGCGAAACUGUUUCGCAAACACUUGCUUCUCUGCUACUUCAUAUGCCUCUACGCUCCGUGGUGCAUGUCCACUCUAUUUUGCUGCAGAUGAUAAGGCAAGAUUUUCCACUUCCGUCCAAGGCCAAGACAGGAAAGGUAGAUGAAAGGAACCAUGUGUGGGAGGUGCGCCACGCGGGUCUCUUGGGGAUCAAGUAUGAAGUCGCGGUUAGGAGCGAUUUGUUCGGUGCCCCCGAGAGCGAAGGCGAGCUUGACGUCGGAAAGUCCAUCUUGCAAGGCGUCGUAGAUGCAGCGGUACUUGGUCUCGGGGACCGAGACGACGAUGUUCGCGCUGUUGCCGCAACGUGUUUACUCCCUGUCGCGGGCCGCUUGGUGGAGCGUUUCCCCGAAUCACUAGAUCGCGUUUUGGCUGUCCUCUGGAAUUGCUUGCGAGAUAUGAAGGAUGACCUCAGUUCCAGUGUAGGUGCCGUUAUGGAGCUACUCGGCAAACUCGUCACUUACAACAAGGUUACCGAUAUCCUUGCCAAUCCCGACCUGUCUCUCCCUUUAAUAGAACUCGCCCCUAUGUUGUUCCCGUUCUUCCGGCACACAAUACCAAACGUCCGCCUGGCAGUUGUCCAGACCCUUUUGUCGUUCAUGACUGUGCCCUCCCUUCCUCGAGAUUGGGUAUCAACAUUCUUCUUGCGUCUGCUAUUCCAAAAUCUAAUUGUCGAGGAACGCGCCGACAUACGUGCCGCAUCCCUGGCGGCCUGGCGGACAGCAAUGGAGGUCAUCUCUAGCGAUCAGGACCUAAUAAAACGAAUUGUGCAGCAGCAAACAGUUCUCGACUGGUAUGCAGUCAUGAUGACACCACUCGGUGUUCCCAUUGACAGUUCGACAUUUUACCGACCAACCUUCGGCGAUGAUGGGCCUGGCGAUACCACAGAAAGGCAUAAUGUGGACAGGAAUAUUUUGGCGCAAGACCUAGCUCUGAUUUCUCCCGAAGUCAACCUUCAGGCCCGCGUCGCAGCAGCGACCGCACUAGCACUCCUGAUUGCCUAUUGGCCUCCCUCAUCAGUCGAUGAGCUCUUUCAGCCUAUUCUUGUGCACUACAUGGAUUCAACAAGUAUGCUACAAAAGUUUCUGGCUGCAAUCGUUUCCGAGGAAUGGGCUCGGGCUUAUGAGGAUUCCGACUCGACUAUCCCCAUCUUGGAUCGCUAUCCGCUUGCGGCGGAGCUCAGUUCUAGAUCCCUCGCAUUUUUACAGGCAGAGCCACCCAUCGCGUACCACGAGAUGGCAUUUACCCUCCACCGCAUUCACACUGAGUGUUACUCACUUCUUCACUGUUUCGCUAGCGAUUGCAAAAUACCUAUAUCCCUUAUACCGCAUCUGGGGAACGAAAUCGACGUCACUGGCACCAGAGCGGACUGCUUCACGAUCGAGACCGCCCAGCAGGCUGUGGGUCCGAUGUACACGAAGCUCAAAGACAGUCUGGGUAGAACCAAGAAGCGUGAACUGGCAGCCAUCGCAGAAAAGAGACAGAAGGUGGCUCAGAACAUUGAUCAUUAUGCGGAAAUCAAAGCCCAGCAUGAUACUCGCGUCUCCGCCGCGCUUGCUGCUGCGUUCGUAGCCUUUAGAAGUGCUCCAGAUAAAAACGAGGAAAAUUUGGAUCUGCAGACCCGCUCCGCUGUCGCUGUCGCCAACUUUAUUGACUUCUGUGUGCAACACGAUAUCUCCCAGCCUCCCGACAAAAUCGUCAAGAAUCUAUGCACAUUCCUAUGCCAAGAUGUGGACCAAACGCCGACUUUCGCGUACUCGCAGACAACACUGAAAGGCAUCCUCUCUUUGCAAUUGUGGUCGAAAGCUGCUGCUAGUAAGAGCGUGAAGGAUGUUCAAGACAAGGACAAGGAAAAGGGCGAGGCUUCGAAGUCAGAAGGGGAGGCUGCGAGGGCAAAGUUGUCUCGAAGAGGAGCUGGCCUUGCCUUCCAGAAGUUGUCUGCAAAGUUCGGUUCGCGACUGCUGGAUGUCAUCCCCAAGAUGUGGCAAUCCAUGGCUGGUGGAUUGUUGAGCGCAUGUAGUGCAGAAUCACCCCAAGAAGCAGACGCUCUCAUGGAAAAGCAAUAUGGUCAAGAUGUCAUCGAUUCCCUGAGCGUCCUCGGGGCUGUUGUGCCGACCUUGCAUUCUGACCUUCGACCUCGGGUUUUGGAGUUGUUUCCAGCCAUGACAAUAGCUCUGCGAAGUCGGUAUGCCAUUAUCCGCCAAUCUGCUGCACGUUGUUUCGCGACAAUCUGCGACGUCAUGACCACCGAUGCCAUGCGAUACGUGGUCGAGAAUUUCAUCCCCCUUAUGGGAGAUGCGGUUAUGUUGUCAAACCGACAGGGCAUUGCCGAAGCUGUCUACCAUAUUGUCCAGAAGCUGGAUAUGAAGACUCUUCCAUAUGUUCUCUUCCUCAUCGUCCCAGUGCUUGGUAGAAUGAGUGAUCCAGAUGAUGAUAUACGAUCAACCGCGACCAACACCUUUGCUUCGCUGGUUAAGAUGGUACCACUAGAGGCUGGUUUGCCAGAUCCGCCAGGUUUUUCCGAGGAACUCCUGAAGCGACGUGAAGAAGAACGGAAGUUCCUCACCCAACUUCUAGACGGCAGCAAAGUGGAGCCGUAUACGGUUCCUGUACCCAUCAAAGCGGAACUUCGCAAAUACCAGCAAGAUGGCGUGAAUUGGUUGGCGUUCCUGGCCAAGUAUCAAUUACAUGGUAUACUCUGUGAUGAUAUGGGUCUCGGUAAGACCCUUCAAUCAAUUUGUAUAUUGGCCGGCAAACACGCGGAACGUGCGAAGAGACACGAAGAGACCAAAUCGGCUGAUUCCGUCCACCUGCCGUCCCUAAUCAUAUGCCCACCUACAUUGACUGGCCACUGGUACUAUGAAAUAUUGAAGUACACCGAAAAUCUUCGUCCCAUCCUCUAUAUUGGCAGUUCGAAGGAUCGUGCGAAGAUCGUAUCGAAGAUCUCCACUACGGACGUCGUCAUUACCUCGUACGAAGUCGUCCGCAAUGACAUCUCCAGCCUGGAAGACAUAAAUUGGCUAUACUGCGUCCUCGAUGAAGGACACGUUAUCAGGAAUGCUAAAACAAAAUUGACGAAGGCGGUAAAAGCCAUACAGGCGCAGCAUCGCUUGAUUUUAUCGGGCACUCCAAUACAAAAUAAUGUCCUUGAAUUAUGGAGUCUAUUCGAUUUUUUGAUGCCAGGGUUCUUGGGCACGGAAACCUCGUUCAACGAGAGAUUCAGCAAGCCGAUUCUAUCAAAUCGUGACGGAAAGGCGAAGUCUGGCGAAGCUGCUGCGUUGGCACUCGAGGCACUCCACAAACAAGUCUUACCAUUCCUGCUCCGUCGUCUAAAGGAGGACGUACUCAAUGAUCUACCGCCGAAAAUUAUUCAAGACUACUAUUGCGAGUUGUCCGAGGUCCAAAAGACACUUUACGACGACUUCUCCAAGUCACAGGCGAAAGUUGAAGCAGAGGGCGUGAUCCGUUCCAAAUCCACCGGGACGGCUAAGGAGGGUGCCCAGCAACAUGUCUUCCAGUCACUUCAGUACCUCCGAAAGCUUUGCAACCAUCCUUCACUGGUCACGGGAACGAAUGCGGAUGCCGUGACGGCGGCUCUGGCCAAGGCACGAUGCAAAGUUGAGAACCUCAGUGAUAUCCAACACGCGCCAAAACUGCAGGCUUUGCGCCAAUUGCUGAUUGACUGUGGCAUUGGAGGAGGCCUUCCUGUUUCCUCCGACGCGGGGAAGACGGAUGCUUUGGAAGGCGUUACAGAAACGAGUGGUGCAUUUUCUCAACAUCGAGCUCUGAUCUUUUGCCAAAUGAAACAAAUGCUGGACAUAAUCGAAAACGACCUGUUCAAGCACCAUAUGCCGUCCGUGACCUAUAUGCGACUCGAUGGCAGCACCGAUCCUAACAAGCGACAUGCUAUCGUUCAAACCUUCAAUGCAGACCCUAGCAUCGACUGCCUUCUGCUGACAACACAUGUCGGUGGUUUGGGCUUGACAUUAACGGGAGCCGACACGGUCAUUUUCGUGGAGCACGAUUGGAAUCCUAUGAAAGAUCUGCAGGCCAUGGAUCGAGCUCAUCGCAUUGGUCAGAAGAAAGUUGUGAAUGUGUACCGCCUAAUUACGAAGGGGACCUUGGAAGAAAAGAUCAUGGGCUUACAACGCUUCAAGUUGAAUAUCGCAAAUUCCGUCGUCACCCAACAAAAUUCUGGCUUAGGAACGAUGGACACCGACCUCGUCCUCGAUCUGUUCAGGCGUACUUCCGAGGAAGAGGAUGCUGCAGCUGCGGCGAAGAAGGUCAAAGAUACAUCUGGCCCUGUCAGCCAGAAGAACAUUUUACAAGGUCUUGACGACCUUCCUGCCGAAGAAGAGUACGAGGGCUUAGACCUUACAAGUUUCAUGGGUUCUCUUGGGAUGCAUAGUCAACUGUAA
This is a messenger RNA of Pisolithus orientalis, 5739 nucleotides long. RefSeq lists its product as uncharacterized. The record is from RefSeq and is a predicted model, not a curated record. The coding region runs from base 1 to 5739 and encodes 1912 amino acids. Lineage: Eukaryota; Fungi; Basidiomycota; Agaricomycetes; Boletales; Pisolithaceae. The transcript has 19 exons. Gene Ontology annotation, molecular function: ATP-dependent chromatin remodeler activity; ATP hydrolysis activity; ATP binding.